AGAAGAGCUUGAGAAGCCAACUGAGACCAAUCAAGUUUCAGAACCUCUACUAUCUGAUACCAGCAUCUCCAAGGAUGAACUGUUAUAACCAGAUACUCCCCUACUCUUGAUGGUACACCUCUCCCCAGAAGAGAAGAAAGGGAGGGUGGCCACCUUGAUCCAGCUGAAGCAUCUCCAGGAGGCCUUCUCUGGAUGUCACAUUGAGGCUGCCCUUCUGCCACAACACAGAGCUGGUGAUCCCCAAGCGCGUGGACAUGGCUUCGCUCAGCAACAUCCUAGCGGCCUAUUCCUUUGUCUCAGAAAAUCCUGAGCGAGCAGCUCUGUACUUUGUCUCUGGUGUGUGCAUCGGGCUGGUUUUUACCCUAGCUGCCUUGGUGGUGAGGAUCUCUUGCCACACAGACUGUCGGCAGCAUCCUCAGAAGAAGUUCCUGCAGGACCAAGAAAGCAGCAGCAACAGCAGUGACAGUGAGAAUGGCAGCUCGGACGCGGCAUCAUACAUCUCAGUCAGGAGACAUCGCCGCUUUGAGAGGACUUUGAACAAGAACAUCUUCACCUCAGCGGAGGAGCUGGAGCGCGCCCAGCAGCUAGAGGAGCAGGAACGCAUCAUCAGGGAGAUUUGGAUGAAUGGUCAGCCCGAGGUUCCUUGCACCAGGAGCCUGAACCGCUACUACUAGAGGCAGGAGCUGGAACCCACACCCAGCUGUUGGCCGCCUGGGAGAGGAAGGGUCUGGGCACAAAGUGUUGAACGCAAUUCCGCUAAUGUUAUGGCGGCAGAGAUAAGUACACUCCCAUUUUCUA
This is a messenger RNA of Hippopotamus amphibius kiboko, 798 nucleotides long. RefSeq names its product protein eva-1 homolog A-like. The transcript has a single exon. The record is from RefSeq and is a predicted model, not a curated record. Lineage: Eukaryota; Metazoa; Chordata; Mammalia; Artiodactyla; Hippopotamidae. Bases 255 to 674 code for a protein of 139 amino acids.